AUGCACGUAUGCACAUAUAGUCAAAUAUUUCCCUAUUUCAUUUUUCAUAAAGUGAUGGUUUACUCAAGUUUCCAUAAAAAAAUAUUUUUAUGAAGAUAAGAGUCAAGUUUACUAUAUCAUGUCUUCGCCUCUCUUUUAAGCUUGUAUAAGAUUUUCUUCCACUUGUAAAUUUUAUUCUUUUUGACAUCAACCACAAAUCUCUCUGAGGUCACUCAACAUAUAUAUAUUCAUUCAAUUAUUUAUUCAAAAAUACAGAUUUAGCAUGAAAUUAAAAUACUAAUAACUUCAUUUGAAUUUUGAUGAACUCGAAUUGGAGGUUAAAUAUGUUGUCGUGAUGCAACCAAGUUCAUGUAAAUAAUAUUUAUAAAAUCUCACUCUUUUAUUUAUAAUAAGUAAGGGUCGAUUCUCAAAGAGUGUGGAUAAUGAGAGUAAACAUUUUAUUUAUUUUAUUUCUUAUAUAUAUACAUAUAUAUAUAUAUUUAAGAUCAUGAAGGGUAGAAUUAAAAACAAAAAAAAUGAAAACAAGACAAAUAUAAAGUGUGGCAAAGGAGAGAUAAUAAAUAUAAUGUAAUGAAAUGAUAGAAUAAAUAGUAAAACUAGUUCGAAUUAAAAGUUAAUAUAUCCGUAGAGAGGAUUACAAGAACGCCCUAAAUUUGAAUCCUACAUAAACCUCAUUAUGCUCCAGUCAUAGGUUGAGUGAUGCUUGAUUCGUGAUGAUUUUGAUAUGCUCCAAGUAAUCUCUUCUCCAUGAUGAUCUUGGGUAUGAGAAUGUCAUUGACUAGGCCUUAAUUUCUCUUAUAUUUUCUUUGACUAGCCACUAUUAAAGAGAGAGUCAAAAAGAGUCUUCCAAGAAAAAGGCGAGAUAUCUUAAUCCUUUCAAAAAUUAGGUCCCUCAUAUGGACGGUUAUAAUUAAUAAUCGACUAUCUUAGUGGAUGGCCUUGGGCGGCACUUUAAUCCUUCUUUUAAUCUCAUCAAAGACGUCCUAAGAUGGGCAACAUAAAUUUCAUCUCUUGAUAGCUUUUUUAAGUCCAAAUGGGCUAAGCCAAGAUGAUGCCCUCUCUUGGGCCCAUAAAUAUAUUAGGCCAGCUCUCUCCAUAAGACGACUUUUCAUUGGGUUGAAGGCUUAGGCUUCUUCCAUUACUUCUAACUUAUAAUAAGAGCUCACAUAAGUCUUUGCAAUCAAAUAAUUAUUAAGAAAAAGUGAGAGAAUACCACAACUUCAUAAAAGUCAAGUGAGGUUAGUCUCAUAA
This is a messenger RNA of Spirodela intermedia, 1251 nucleotides long. The record is from the annotation of a GenBank genome assembly. NCBI's taxonomy places the organism in Eukaryota, Viridiplantae, Streptophyta, Magnoliopsida, Alismatales, Araceae.